AUGGGAAACAUCAUCGUCUGCGGGAAAGCUGAGACGGCGCGGGCGUUUAGGGUCGAUCAGGGUGUGGGCCCUCACGAGUCAACCAUCGCGACGAAAAGGUGGAUGUGCAUACCGCCCGUCUCCCACCAGGCUCCUGCAAGAGCCGCACAGCCCUGUCCGGUCCAGUCAAAAAUGAGGCAUUGCUCUGGAGAACACACACCCUGGUACAAGCCUCUUCAAGGGGCCGCUUUUUGCUCGCCAACCAACAGUCAAAGGGACCUCACCGGCACUCUCGUACUUCUCGGAUGUCUUCGCUGGCUGCGAACUUCCCUUCUCGCUUCGAAGCCCAUCCCGUUGUGUCGGCCAAUCCUCGUCGUUUUCUUGUACCCCCGCGAGGCGCACAACCCCGGUCUCUGGGUCCCUCCCGGCCCCGGAUCCAAAGCAAGUUCAACCGUGAGGGGCGGACUCCAUGUGUGCAUGGUUGUGAUUUAUGCCCAUGGUAUUAUUUAUUCACAGUGCAAAGCACGCAGCGCUGUCAUCUAUGCGGCUGCACUUGGAGUAAAUCGAAUCAUCAAGAUCUGCACCGGCCAAGGGCGCAAAGCUGAGUGA
Molecule: messenger RNA, 588 nt
Organism: Coccidioides immitis RS
Lineage: Eukaryota; Fungi; Ascomycota; Eurotiomycetes; Onygenales; Onygenaceae
Exons: 5
Coding region: 1-588 (195 amino acids)
Source: RefSeq, a predicted model, not a curated record